Hippocampus zosterae (dwarf seahorse) is the source of this 2495-nucleotide messenger RNA. RefSeq names its product RAD9-HUS1-RAD1 interacting nuclear orphan 1 (gene rhno1). The record is from RefSeq and is a predicted model, not a curated record. Gene Ontology annotation, cellular component: chromosome; nucleus. The transcript has 3 exons. Gene Ontology annotation, biological process: DNA damage checkpoint signaling; cellular response to ionizing radiation; recombinational repair. The coding region runs from base 435 to 1205 and encodes 256 amino acids. NCBI's taxonomy places the organism in Eukaryota, Metazoa, Chordata, Actinopteri, Syngnathiformes, Syngnathidae.
AAAGAGACAUUGUCUCGAAACUGCAGCCGGACCAAAAAGCAGACCAAAUACAGCACGACAAAAUAACUGAUGAUACGUCACAUUAAUCUUACCAAAGCAGCGAAACAAAAUAUAACGUUUUAGCGAUUUAACUUUAAGGUCCCGUUCUUUCUGUAAACAAACGUAUAUUUGAAUGUUGGCGCCUCUCGAUGACGUAAAUCUGGUCACGUGGUUUGAAAGUCAACCACGACCGGCCGCUCAGGAAAAUGUGCUGGCCAAUCGGAUGUUGAAACUGAGCGUAAAAGGAAGUACCAUUGAUCAAAACUCCGGCGAACCGCAAAGUUGAGCAAACGAGAGGAAAAAAUAACUGCGAAAUACACGUUACAUUGCAUGCAAUUAACCACAACGAACCAAAAGAAUGCACCUUUUAAGGUCUUCGGAUAGUUUCUCUUUUGAUGCCUCGCAAAAGCUCAAAGACUGCGAAGCCUCCGUUGCUGUUCGCCGAACCGCCCGUAUGCGGCGCUAGACUCCUAUCCAGUCCUGAAGUCCGGGCUGCUUUGCAUCCCAAAGCGUUCUUCCCUGAGGCGCAAGCACGGAGCAACCUCAGCUCCUGGGUAAACCCACAGUUUGACACGUCAACGGAGGCCGCAGCUCCCACGGUGAGACGCGGCCGUCACAGGAGGUGCAUCUUGGACAAGAGCACGCGGGACACUUGCAGCCAGGUGUCCAAGAAGACCAUCGGCAAGUUCCCCCCGCUGUUGUUCCAGUCUAACGGGCACACUCAACAUCACCAGGCGAAGGCGUUUCCCAUGAGUCGCAAGCACUCUGGAGGACGUAGCUUGAAAAGUGUGGCAUGUCAACAGGAUGCACCAAAAAGGCGAAUCCUGAAGAAUCAGGACAAUGGCGCCUCUUGUUUUUCUUCCUCCAAUCUGCCAAUCGAAGAGGGAACCUCCAUCUGGGCGCCACCUAAUGUGGACACCCCAAAAGUACCACUACAAGGUGCUUGUGCCUCCUCUUCCACCUCCUUUUCCUCUUCUUGUUCUGCACUUUGGCUCCUCGCCCAGCCAUUCACACCCCCACGCUGUCAGCCGCCUGACAUGCUGGUACCGGACACGCCCGAACGCUACUACAACCUGAAAGUGACCUGGAGGAGGCGGACGUGGUUGAUGGCCAUGUUGGAGGAGAGAAAACAGCUGGCGGAAUGCAACAAGCUCAUCACCAGCUAAUACUGACACAUGUUAACACUUCUGUUGACGUGUAAGACAUCCGUCCCCGAUGAUUUUCCAGAGCACUCGGCUGAGCUGGAGCCCACCCAAGAAGGGCAUUGUCCAAUCGCAUGGGGAACACGUGGACAGACGAGCAUGGACACUCAUAUGCGCAGAAAUUGUACAAUUUAGGGUCUUCAAAAAAGCCAAGAGGCUUAUUUUGGAAUAUGGGGAAAAAAGCGCCCUACCUAGAGAAACCACAAUCUAACAUUUCGCAGUGUGUUUAGUAUUUUCUGGAGGGGGUCCCAUUUUGACAUCAUCAUGAACUGAGGCAGCCCUGGUUGUGUUCCCUGCAUGCAUACAAUUUUGUCAAACGAAUCAUGACUUGUGUAUGGUAGAUGUUUCAGAAAUACUUUUGAUGUAGUUUCCCUUGUAUUAUGUUGAAUAAAAGCAAUUAUGGACCACCAACGGUGUCCAUUUGAUGUUCAAACGAUGCAUAGCAGUACGCUGCAGAGGCGCGCUUACUCUCAAAUCACUUGCAAACGUUUUAUGUGUCUCGCGGCGUCAAAACGUACACUUUGUGACUGAGAAAACAAACGCGACGAAAACUCGCGCAGACGAACUACACUCGCCCACUUCCGCAGCAGCAACCAAUCACACGCGGCCUAGCUGAGCCAUCCGCCAAUGUGGGCGCGCCUUGUUAGCGCGUGCGGUAACUAGGGACGGGCUGGCUCCUCGGCGAAAAAACGUCUGCGCGAAGAUCUCCCUUAGCAACCGCGGAUAAACAUGAGUUACUACAGCAUCAGGUAAGAAGAAACCACUUUUUUGCUCACCUUUUAUGUGUUUCCCGAGCAAGAGGAAAGUCGCCAUGGCUACGGCGUACUUUUUGUCACGCGACAAAAGAGGCAAGCGUAACUUUUGAGACGACUUGGGCCAAAGCUACGUGCUAACGGUAAAGAACCAGCUAUAACGUCCCGUGGCGAUUAAAACUUUCGCGGCCAACGUUUGGGAACUUAAGUGAAGACGACAAGCCCACUACGUAAAUGCAAGUGCGUGGUGUCUAACUGUGUUGUUUAUUUUUUAACUUAAUUUGCCGUGUUGGAUAUAACGUUGCAAAAGUGUUUUUUUUUUCAUGAACGACAUUGUACUUAAAUGAGUCAUGCCAAAGAGGGGGUGGGGGUGUACUAGUUGAUGCAUGUUUGAGCUCUCGCGCCUGCUGUGUUUAGUUUCCAAGUGCGUUCCUGUGAAGCAGUGUCUCUCACACCCAGACCCGCGCACGCACGCACGCACGUACGCGCACACACACUCUAA